CCGAUGUCUACGGAUAUCGGCAAAAUAAUUUUUCAGCUCUCUUGAAAUAAAAUCAAAAAGCUUCCCAACAAAAUUUCGUUUCUGGAUUGCAGUGUUUUGAUUCGUAAUCAUGUCUCAGACGAACUGGGAAGCUGAUAAAAUGUUAGAUGUGUAUAUUCAUGAUUAUUUGGUGAAAAGAGAUUUGAAGGCUACGGCUCAGGCCUUUCAAGCAGAGGGAAAAGUGUCUUCGGACCCUGUUGCUAUUGAUGCACCGGGAGGGUUUUUGUUCGAGUGGUGGUCGGUAUUCUGGGAUAUAUUCAUUGCCAGGACUAACGAAAAGCACUCCGAUGUUGCUGCAUCGUAUAUCGAGACGCAAUUAAUAAAAGCAAGAGAGCAGCAACAGCAUCAACAGCAUCAACAACACCAGCAACAGCAGCAGCAGCCGCCACAGGCACAACAACAGCAACCACAACAUAUGCAGAUGCUUCUGAUGCAGAGACAUGCCCAACAGCAACAGCAGCAACAGCAACAGCAGCAACAGCAGCAACAGCAACAGCAGCAACAGCAGUCACAGCAGCAGCAGCAGCAAACGCAGCAACAGCAACAGCCACGAAGAGAUGGAGCUCAACUCUUAAAUGGAUCUUCAAAUGGUUUCGUUGGAAAUGAUCCACUUAUGCGCCAGAAUCCUGGAUCCGUAAAUGCAUUAGCUACAAAAAUGUAUGAGGAUCGAUUAAAACUACCCCUUCAGAGGGAUUCUCUAGACGAGGCGGCUAUGAAACAAAGAUAUGGGGAAAAUGUUGGGCAGCUGUUGGACCCGAAUCAUGCUUCAAUUCUGAAGUCAGCUGCAGCAACCAGCCAGUCCUCAGGGCAAGUGUUACACAGUACUGCCGGGGGAAUGUCUCCUCAAGUUCAGUCUAGGAGCCAGCAAUUGGCAGGUUCCGCACCGGAUAUAAAGAGCGAGAUCAACGCAGGUUUGAAUCCUAGAGCUGCCGGUCCGGAGGGAUCAUUGAUGGGCAUUCCUGGAUCAAAUCAUGGUGGCAAUAAUUUGACCUUAAAGGGAUGGCCUCUCACGGGGCUAGAGCAGCUCCGUUCCGGGAUCCUUCAGCAACAAAAAUCUUUCAUACAGGCACCUCAGCAAUUUCCUCAGCUUCAGAUGUUGACACCGCAACACCAACAACUCAUGCUCGCUCAGCAGAAUUUAACGUCACCUUCUGUUAACGACGAUGGUAGAAGAUUGAGAAUGCUUUUGAACAGUCGAAUUUCUAAAGACGGGCUUUCGAAUUCUGUUGGUGAUGUUGUUCAAAACGUUGGAUCUCCUCUUCAAACUGGCAGUCCGCUUUUGCAACGUGGAGACAACACAGAGAUGAUGCUUAAGAUAAAAAUAGCUCAAUUACAGCACCAACAACAGCACCAACAAAAUAAUAGUCAGCAACAGCAGCAACAGCAGCAGCAGCAGCUUCAGCAGCAUGCGCUUUCUAAUCCACAAUCACAGAGCUCAAACCACAAUUUGCAUCAGCAAGAAAAAAUCGGGGGUGCUGGCAGUGUCACGAUGGAUGGUAGCAUGUCGAACUCAUUUCGUGGAAAUGAUCAGGUUUCAAAAAGUCAGACCGGGAGAAAGAGGAAGCAGCCAGUAUCAUCUUCGGGUCCAGCAAAUAGCUCAGGGACAGCGAAUACAGCAGGGCCGUCCCCAAGUUCCGCUCCUUCAACGCCCUCGACUCACACUCCUGGAGAUGCAAUCUCAAUGCCUGCUUUGCCUCACAGUGGUAGUUCAUCUAAACCUUUGAUUAUGUUCAACAGUGAUGGUACUGGAACUUUUACAUCUCCCUCAAAUCAGUUGUGGGAUGAUAAAGAACUUGAAUUGCAGGCUGAUAUGGAUCGCUUCGUGGAGGACGGGUCUCUUGAUGAUAAUGUCGAGUCUUUUUUAUCCCAUGAUGAUACGGACCCGAGAGAUCCCGUAGGCCGCUGUAUGGAUGGCAGCACAGGAUUCACGUUUACCGAGGUGAAUUCUGUUCGAGCAAGCUCGAGCAAAGUCACCUCGUGCCACUUUUCAUCUGAUGGAAAAUUGCUUGCUAGUGGCGGCCACGAUAAAAAGGCUGUAUUAUGGUACACGGAAAAUUUGAAGCCGAAAACGUCACUUGAAGAACAUGGUUCUAUGAUCACCGAUGUUCGUUUCAGUCCUAGCAUGCCCCGUCUAGCUACAUCUUCAUUUGACCGAAUUGUCCGGGUUUGGGAUGCCGACAAUCCAUGUUAUACUCUACGUAGCUUUACGGGACAUUCGACUUCUGUUAUGUCUUUGGACUUCCAUCCAAAGAAGGAUGACCUUAUCGGCUCUUGCGAUGGCGACGGUGAAAUUCGAUACUGGAAUAUCACUAAUGGCAGUUGUGCAGCAGUAUUCAAGGGCGGUACAGGCCAGCUGAGAUUUCAACCUCGUCUUGGAAGGUACUUGGGUGCGGCUAUAGAUAAUGUCGUGUCCAUUUUUGAUGUCGAGACGCAAGCUCGUCUGCAUACGUUACAGGGCCAUACGAAAACGAUUAAUUCUCUUUGUUGGGAUCCUUCUGGAGAGUUUUUGGCAUCCGUUAGUGAGGAUUCCGUUCGAGUAUGGUCGCUUGCUUCCGGGAGCGAGGGCGAAUCCAUUCACGAGUUGAGCAUUAACGGGAAUAAGUUCCACUCUUGUGUUUUCCAUCCCACCUUUUCUACUUUACUGGUCAUUGGAUGUUAUCAGUCAUUAGAGUUUUGGAACACGAGCGAGAACAAGACGAUGACACUGUCAGCUCAUGAAGGUCUAAUAUCUGCCUUAGCAGUGUCCACCGCGUCGGGUCUAGUUGCUUCGGCCAGCCACGAUAAGUUCAUCAAGCUAUGGAAGUAGAACAAAGAACACACACACAGAAAAACAGUGACAAAAGGUAACCCACACUACUUGAAUGGAAAGCCAAGGAAGUGGUCUGGUUCUGGUUUGUUUUGGUCCAUAGCUUUGUGUUCUUUUCUUAGACUUUUAACUCUUUUUGUCUUGCAUAUCAGUAUGACCCCAAAUUCUGACAAAACUAUGCCUGUAAUUGGUACUCAAUCAUGGUAGAAUGUAUACUAUUACUCUUCCCUUUGCCUUC
Cucurbita pepo subsp. pepo (vegetable marrow) is the source of this 3083-nucleotide messenger RNA. Lineage: Eukaryota; Viridiplantae; Streptophyta; Magnoliopsida; Cucurbitales; Cucurbitaceae. The record is from RefSeq and is a predicted model, not a curated record.